Arabis nemorensis is the source of this 474-nucleotide messenger RNA. Lineage: Eukaryota; Viridiplantae; Streptophyta; Magnoliopsida; Brassicales; Brassicaceae. The record is from the annotation of a GenBank genome assembly.
AUGUUUGUAAAAUCUCUGGAACUAAGCCCUAAGAAUCAGUGUAACGCGAAGAUGGAGAAAGCAUACAACUCAAAAGAAAUUUCAAAAUGGGAAACUAUGAACAAAGACAUACUUGUCGCUAUCUUCAAUAAGCUCGACGUAAUGGAUCUUACCAUGGGAGCUUCACGCGUCUGCAUCUCUUGGUUCCUUGCCUCUCACGACAAAACUCUGUGGCAAACUGUUAAUCUCGCUAAGCUCCAACUAGUAGUCUUCUCUUACAGCCCCUGGUGGAAAACAGUCGUCUUGUACAAUCACCGAGUGGACGAUGAAGUAGAAGAAGUCCGCCCAAGCUUUAGGAAUGUUUUGGUUAAGAAGAUGAUUAACUUUUGCUCAUGUAUGCAAGGUGAAGUAGAGAAAGGCACAAGUCUGAGGAAACUACUGAUUGAGAUCACAAACUUUAGCGGUACUUUGCCGAAGAAUUUGAUUCUUAUAUAA